UGAAAAGUAGAAAACUUCAAAAAGCGCCAAUGCAUACGUUUUCUAGCAGUAGUCCAUUUCAGUUUUAUUACAAUGGAUGUUCCCGAGGGUUUCCGAUUUCCGUUCGAACCUUAUCCUAUUCAAUUAGAUUUUAUGAAAAGUCUGUACAAAUGUAUUGAGCAAGGGAAACUGGGUAUAUUUGAAAGCCCAACAGGAACAGGUAAAUCACUAAGUCUGAUUUGUGGAGCUCUAACUUGGUUAGCUGAUCAUGAGUGUCAUCAAAAGUCACAACUAGAAGAAAAAUUGAAGAUUCUCAGUAAAGGUGUUGAAGAUGAAAAUCCAGCUUUGAAGCAGGCAACUGAUGCACAAGUUGAACCUACUUGGUUUACUUUAGCUAAAAAAAAUGUUGCAAUUUCUCAUGAGCAAAAUGAAAUCAAAUCUGAACUAAAGAAAAUUAAUCAACGAGAAGAGAGAAUCCAAAAAUUAAAACAGAGAGUUCAAAAUAUGUCCACAUCUACUAUGAACCAUUUAGUACCUGACAGUCAAUCAUCAAAGACGAAUUCAAAGAAAUCCCAAAUAAGUGAUUCAACUGAUGUUGAAGAUGACAACGUCCUGAUUGGGGACAUAGAAAGUGAUGGUGAAGAACCUGUUGAAGAAUCACAAGCUGAAGAAAUGUUUGAAGGCACCAAGAUUAUAUUUGCUAGUCGUACACACUCUCAAAUUUCUCAGUUUGUUCGUGAAGUCAAAAAGAGUCCAUUUGGGGAUUCCAUAAGAUUAAUUUCUCUUGCUUCUCGUCAGCAACUUUGCAUCAAUGAAGAAGUUACAAGCCUUAAGAGCAGUACUCUAAUGAAUGAAAGGUGCUUGGAAAUGCAGAAAAAAGGAUCAAGUACAACCUCCAAAUCUGAAGAUGGACAACCAAUUAAAAAAACAAGAAAAUCAUCUUCAUGUCCUUUUCUUGACAGUAAACUCGUACAAAACGUUCGAGAUUUGUCAUUAACGGAAGUAACUGAUGUUGAAAGUUUAAUACUGUCAGGGAAAAAGAAAAAAGCAUGCCCUUAUUAUGCGGCACGAAAUGCUAUUUGUGACGCACAGUUGGUCGUCGUUCCUUAUUCAACGCUACUAAAAAAACACACAAGAGAAGCGUGUGGGUUGAAGCUUCAUAAUAACGUUGUGAUUAUUGAUGAGGCUCACAACUUACUUGAGACUAUAAGUUCAAUUCAUAGUAUUUCCAUUUGGGGUCAUCAAAUAAGUCACGCACAUUGGCAACUGUUGCAAUACCAACAGAGAUUUUAUAGUCGUCUCUCCGCAAAAAAUUUGCUACCUAUUAAACAACUUAUUUUCUUCUUAUCAUGUCUCAUGAAAAGUUUAAAUCUUCAAGGAAAACCAGAAACAAAUCAAGCUGAAGCUGAAAAGACAAAUGAAGACGAAAAGAUUUUUGACUGUUCAAAAUUCUGCAUUGAAGCUGGUUUUGAUCAUCUAAACAUAAACACUCUUGUGGAAUUUUGCGAGAAAACCAAAUUACCUCAAAAGUUGAUCUAUUUUAAACCCGCGACAGCUGAAGUCACUCCGGUUGGGGGUUUGAAAACCUUUUUGGGGAAAUUGAAUUUUGCAGCGGCCCAAAGUGAGAAUGCGCCCAACCCCGUGGAAGCAGUGGAUUCAAAAGAAGGGGGCUCGAGUUUGUUACCAAUCCUGGAAUUUAUGCGAUGUCUUAUCAAUCCAAACGAAGAUGGAAGAAUUCUAUGUGUUAAGAAAGUUCUUAGUUCAGCUAGUUGUUUAAAGUACAUUUUGCUAAAUCCUGGAUCACUAUUUAAAGAUUUUGUCACUCAACCUAGAGCUGUUAUUGUCGCUGGUGGUACAAUGCAACCUAGCAGCGAAUUUCAGUUUCAGCUUUUUGGAGCUGCUGGUGCCCCACAGAACCGGAUUAUGUCAUUCUCAUGUGACCAUAUUAUCCCUCCUGACCAUGUUUUACCAUUGGUACUGACGCGAGGUCCGUCUAACAAAGAGUUGGAUUUUUCUUGGGGUAACCGAAGCCGUUUACUUGACGAAUUAGCCAACUUACUAUUGAACAUCAAUCAGGUUGUUUCAGGAGGUGUUGUCUGUUUUCUUCCGUCAUAUGAUUUCGAAAGUCAAGUAGUUGAUCAUUUGAAGAAAAACAAUUACGUUUCUAAAAUCGAAAAUCGUAAGAAAUUGUUUCGGGAGCCUAAAGAAGCCAAAGAAGUUGAUCGUGUAUUAGACGAAUACUCUCGAUGUAUAAAACAGUUUGCUAAUCCAACAAACGCAGGUGGGAAGAAUGGAGCUAUGUUGCUCUGUGUUGUUGGCGGAAAGUUGAGUGAAGGAAUCAACUUCAGCGACGAUUUGGCUCGCUGUGUUAUUGUAGUCGGUCUUCCUUACGCCAACAUACAAUCUGCGGCGUUAAAAGAGAAAAUGGAUUACUUAAAUAAAAACAUGAUGACUUUGCUUCCAGAAGGGGAAAAAAGACUACCGGGACAACUUUACUACGAAGCUUUGUGUUUUAAAGCUGUAAACCAGUCAAUAGGAAGAGCGAUUCGACAUAGCAAGGAUUACGCUGCUCUUGUAUUGGCAGACCUUCGAUAUGCGCGCUCAAGUUCUCAGUCUUCCCUUCCUGGAUGGAUAGCAAGGCGACUUAAAGUAACUGAGAGUUUUGGGCCUUCUAUAGCUUCCGUUAGUAAGUUUCUUUCCAUGCGCAAACGAGCUGACACAAAUACUAAUUCGAAUUAGCUAUCUUCUUUAAUCUUAUGAAUACGUAAUUCCGAAAUUAUGAAUGUUUCAAAUUGGACUUACCAAUAAUCACUGUCAGAGUCAUUAUUUCUUUCCUGUGCUCGACUAUUGCCACAAUUUAGCUGUGAGAAUAGAGCAUCACGAAUUUUUGGUCGAGGAUCAUUUUCAAGCUCUGUCUUGAAAGCACCAGUUUCUGAAAGUAUCCAUUCUAGUUCUGUUCAUAGUAAAACUGAUUGUUUAAUUA
Molecule: messenger RNA, 2962 nt
Organism: Daphnia pulex (common water flea)
Lineage: Eukaryota; Metazoa; Arthropoda; Branchiopoda; Diplostraca; Daphniidae
Product: ATP-dependent DNA helicase DDX11-like
Exons: 12
Coding region: 73-2718 (881 amino acids)
Biological process (GO): establishment of sister chromatid cohesion; nucleobase-containing compound metabolic process
Cellular component (GO): nucleus
Molecular function (GO): hydrolase activity, acting on acid anhydrides, in phosphorus-containing anhydrides; DNA helicase activity; DNA binding
Source: RefSeq, a predicted model, not a curated record